UUCGCUUCCAAAGAACAGCGACUCGCUCUAGUGUUUUACUUGUAUCUUGCAUUAUUAUUAAGUAGUUCUUUUGUUACUAAAACAUUAUUUUUCAUUAACAUAAAUAGAGCUUCCUGCCAACGAAAUAAUAUGUCCGCACGUGACGGUGCAUCGAAAAAGAUGGGUCGUCCAUCGGUCAACAUUGCGAUCAACCCGAGUGCCAACCUUCCCGUUGGAUCGGCGACUGCAGCCGGAGCAAGCGGCACACUGAAUGGUCUGGAGGGAGCUACCGGUGAUUAUGUGCCGGUAUUUUUCGACGAAAUCUCGCAAAUUAUGCGUGGAUAUGGGGACUGUGAGAAACCAUUGCGAGAAUCGGUUAUUCUGGUGGAGAAAAUUGUCCUGCAUCAGUUGAGAGGAAUUAUGCAGGAAGCAAUCGAUCAUGCCAUGUCCAGGCAGAACUCGCCGGUACUGUCGAGGAGGGAUUUCGAGUAUAUAAUGAGAAAGAACCCUGUGAGAGUUGCAAGGCUGCAGAAGUAUUUCAGGGAUAUGGCUUUCGUGAAAAAGAAGAUGAAGGAUUUGUAUGGAGAUAGGUUCUCAGCCCUUGGGGAUUUGGGAUCGAAUUUGGACGAGUCGGAUGAGGAUUCUGAUCGGGACGUGUCGGAGAAGUUUGAUGAGGAGAAGGUGAGGAGGCUGUUUCGUGCGGAUCGGAUCUCACAGAUACUGGCCGGGAAGCAGUACGAGGAGUUUAAUUUGGCACGGAGGACGUCGUUUAUGCACCGGAAUACGAAUACCAUGAAGAAUCGGAUGCGAUCGUGGUUGAAUUUUCCGGAGGAUGUGAUCAUUUCGCAAAGUUGUCUACUGACGCUGUCGUAUUUGGCACAUGAGACGAUUGCGGUCCUGGUGGAUUUCUGUAUUUUGACUAGAUUAAAUUCGUCGAACCGGGCAGUGGAACCGUACAGCCGUGUCACGUCGUCAGGAACAUCUCACUCUAUGCUACAUCUCUGCCCUGAAGUGACACAUGGACGGGGAGUCGAUGGUGUGAAACCCAUCACGCCACAGGAAAUUCACGAAGCAAUGCGACGGCAUCGACAGAUGGCUACGCAAAACAUGGGACACUUCCGAAAUAAUGCUCUCAAUUGUAAGACGCCCUAUUUGGCGAUGUAGUUCAACGCUAACAUAUUCAACACAAUAUUGUUCCUCAAGGAAACCAUUCUAUUGAUUCGACAGUAGAAAGUAAUUCAU
Ochlerotatus camptorhynchus is the source of this 1221-nucleotide messenger RNA. RefSeq names its product Transcription initiation protein Spt3 (gene Spt3). Gene Ontology annotation, molecular function: protein heterodimerization activity; transcription coactivator activity. The record is from RefSeq and is a predicted model, not a curated record. The transcript has 2 exons. The coding region runs from base 130 to 1143 and encodes 337 amino acids. Gene Ontology annotation, biological process: transcription by RNA polymerase II. NCBI's taxonomy places the organism in Eukaryota, Metazoa, Arthropoda, Insecta, Diptera, Culicidae.